AUUUAUUAGAACCUGCUUCUUUCUGAACAAUUUGCUCACACACGCACUGAAAUGGGAAGAGGAAAGUUCAAGGGCAAGCCCACUGGCCGUCGCCAGUUUUCGACUCCUGAACAGAUAAUGGCUGGUACCUCUGCUUCACGGCCUCGUACGUUUAAGAAGGAAGAAGCUGAGCUGGAAGAAGAGGAGAGAUCUGAAGAAGAAUCAGAAGAGUCAUCUAAGGAUGGAGCUGAAACUGAAAAGCAGAAAGGCACUCAGGGUAUCAUUCAGGUUGAAAAUCCAAAUUUGGCCAAACCAAAGAACGUGAAAGCGCGAGAUAUCAAUAUGGACAAAACCACUGAGCUUUCUAGGCGUGAAAGAGGGGAGAUUGAAAAACAGAAAGCACACGAAAGGUACAUGAAGCUACAAGAACAAGGAAAGACGGAUCAGGCACAGAAAGAUUUAGAGCGUUUAGCCCUUAUACGACAAAAGAGAGCAGAUGCCGCUAAAAAGCGAGAAGAAGAGAAAACUGCCAGAGAGCAGAAGAAGUUGGAAGCUCGCAAACUUGCACCAAGAAUUAAUGUUAAGCAAGUUUGAGACAAACAAUAUAAGUUAGUUGGGUCUGAGUCCAAGGAUUAUUAUAUUUCUGCAUUGGCAAUUGUUACAAUAGAUGUUCACCCCUUAGUCGAUGCUUGUUUGUCCAUGUUAUACAUUAAAGAUAUAUAAAUAUAAAUAAAAUGAGGUGGUUGAUCAUCAUAUUAUAUA
This is a messenger RNA of Olea europaea var. sylvestris, 741 nucleotides long. Its product is annotated as 28 kDa heat- and acid-stable phosphoprotein-like. NCBI's taxonomy places the organism in Eukaryota, Viridiplantae, Streptophyta, Magnoliopsida, Lamiales, Oleaceae. Gene Ontology annotation, cellular component: cytosol. Gene Ontology annotation, molecular function: RNA binding. The transcript has 8 exons. The record is from RefSeq and is a predicted model, not a curated record. Bases 52 to 573 code for a protein of 173 amino acids.